Messenger RNA from Candoia aspera, 1128 nucleotides. It is a transcript of the gene GUCA1A, whose product is annotated as guanylate cyclase activator 1A. Gene Ontology annotation, cellular component: photoreceptor inner segment; cone photoreceptor outer segment. Lineage: Eukaryota; Metazoa; Chordata; Lepidosauria; Squamata; Candoiidae. The record is from RefSeq and is a predicted model, not a curated record. The coding region runs from base 529 to 1128 and encodes 199 amino acids. Gene Ontology annotation, molecular function: calcium ion binding; calcium sensitive guanylate cyclase activator activity. The transcript is spliced from 4 exons. Gene Ontology annotation, biological process: visual perception; positive regulation of guanylate cyclase activity.
UGGCCUUUUCAAAUGUUAUGAUUCCACAAGUGAAUUAAUAGGAACAGUGAAAAACAAAAGAAUUGUUUCUACAAACUCUUUCUUGUUUUUUCGUAACCAAGGCUGACAGAAUCAAAAGUGGAUUAUACAUUAUUAAGUUACCUUCAGAGCUACAGUUAGGGCCGUUUUAAUCAAUACCUGGGCCCUAUAAUCUGCUAGACUCUCAUUUUACAUUGUUCUAUUUUUGGCAUGAAUUUCCCGUGACCCUUUGGUACCCCAUCACAGGACUCUUCUCUCAUUGGCUAGAGGAGUAUUUAGUGUCUACUUAAACUCCAGAAGCUGCUUUGAAGAAGCUUUCACUAUUUUAAAACUCUCAAAGAGCUUCAUCUUCCCUCAUUAAGGAAGUUUAUUUUUAACAGCUUCUGUCCUCCCUACUUCAUUAGUUUUCCUCUGAGCUAUUCAUUCUAUAUGAAUGUUUAAUAAAGAGGCAAAACCCUUUAGAAGACCUCACUGUUCUUGAAAGACGCAUCUCUCUAUUUUGCUUUAAAUAUGGGGAACAUGGAUGGCAAAGCUGUUGAAGAACUGAGUACCACAGAGUGCCACCAGUGGUACAAGAAAUUUAUGACAGAGUGUCCCUCUGGACAAUUGACUCUACAUGAGUUUAAACAGUUUUUUGGCUUGAAAAAUUUGAGUCCAUCAUCAAAUGAAUACAUUGAACAAAUGUUUGAGACAUUUGAUUUUAAUAAGGAUGGCUACAUUGAUUUUAUGGAGUACGUAGCAGCUUUAAGCUUGGUUCUGAAAGGGAAAGUGGAACAGAAAUUGAAGUGGUACUUCAAGCUGUAUGAUGUUGAUGGGAAUGGCUGUAUUGACAGAGAUGAGUUGUUAAACAUCAUUAAGGCAAUUCGCACCAUUAAUCCAUGUCAAGAAAUCAUGUCAGCUGAGGAAUUCACAGAUAUGGUGUUCAAUAAAAUUGAUAUAAAUGGAGAUGGUGAACUGUCUCUUGAAGAGUUCAUGGAAGGAGUACAGAAAGAUGAGGUUCUACUUGACAUUCUCACCCGUAGCUUGGACUUGAAACAUAUCAUUGAAAUGAUCAAGAAUGAUGGAAAGAAUCCUGGCAAAGCAGGAAUGUUCACAAAAGCAGCUGAAUAG